Molecule: messenger RNA, 1294 nt
Organism: Jatropha curcas
Lineage: Eukaryota; Viridiplantae; Streptophyta; Magnoliopsida; Malpighiales; Euphorbiaceae
Gene: PRA1.E
Product: prenylated RAB acceptor 1.E
Biological process (GO): vesicle-mediated transport
Cellular component (GO): endoplasmic reticulum; Golgi apparatus
Source: RefSeq, a predicted model, not a curated record
CUAAAACCAGAAAGAGGAUGAAUGAGAAUCAGAAGAGUCCUCAACGUUAACUGUUCAACAAGUUCUCUCCUUUUGUCCUUUAACAGAGAGAAACACGAAAGGUUGAAUCUUGAAAUUAUUAGGGUUUCUCUGUCUAUAAAGAAAUUUCUCUUUAAAAGUUUCUCCUUUUUCCCUGUAAAUUCUAAAUUCAAAGCUUACGUUUUUUCUAUUGCUUUCUUUGAAACUCUAGAUCUAAUCUUGCUACUCACAAAGUUCCUACUAUGUCGCUAAAAUCAUCUGCCGGUUAUGGCACCAUCCCUUCCACCACUACUACGACCACUCAACCCCCAACUACAACUGCUACUUCCCUCACGUUCAUUUCACGCGCCACUACUGCAACCCAAACAAUUAUGGCCACUCGCCGCCCGUGGAGGGAACUUCUCAAUCUUUCUUCUUUGUCUCGCCCUUAUAGUUAUGGAGAAGCAAUUUCUCGGAUCAAGUACAAUCUUAACUACUUUCGGGUAAAUUACGCCAUGGUAUUCUUAUUCAUUCUGUUCUUAAGCCUUCUUUGGCACCCUGUCUCUAUGAUCGUUUUUAUUAUAAUUUUCAUAGGCUGGUUUUUCCUUUACUUCUCUCGAGAGGGUCCGAUUGUGUUGUUUAACAGAACUUUUGAUGAUAGAGUGGUGUUGCUUGCGCUUGGAUUGGUUACUAUCGUAGCAUUGGUGUUUACUCAUGUGGGAUUGAAUGUCUUGGUUGCUUUGACUAUUGGAGUUGUAGUUGUUGGCAUUCAUGGUGCUUUUAGGAAUACUGAGGAUUUGUUUCUUGAUGAAGAGAGUGUUGCAGAAGGUGGGUUGCUAUCUGUUGUUGGAAGUCAGCCUCUGAGGCCCACAACAUAUACCCGGAUUUGAGUUUUAUUUUAGAUUUUGCUUGUGGCGAUUUGCAGUUUGUUUUGAAAUUAGUAUGGCUGUUUCAUUUUGGUUUGGUGUUAUUGGAAAAAAUUGGUGGUUUUAGGUGGGUUGUUGAUAACUUCUUAUUAUCGGUUUGUGUUUUGUGGGUGACUGAAAUGGUCUUAAUGGAGAUGGAGAUGGAUUGGUAUUGCAAUGCUGCAAAUUGACAAGAAUGCAAUUUUUAAGAUUGAAUUGGGAUCGGGGAUAUGUUGGUUGGUAGCAUCUUCAAAGGAGGUUAUGUCUUUGUUAUCUUUUUUCAAAAUUCUUACCUUGGGAAUUAACUUUGUUUUAGUCAUUUGAUGCUAUUACUAAUUUGUGAAUUUCAGUCAACCAUUAAUGGAAAGUUAUAGUUUUUUCUUAUUUUAAUA